UGCAAAGGGCUUGCAGUCCUUGGCUGGAAGGUGCUGUCUCAGCUUCUGAGAGACCCCAUAGGGGACACAGCAGGUGGCCCUACAAAUCAGGAGUGGUCCUCACUUCUUUGAGGAGGGUGACUGGCCAAUUUUCUAUUAUUUCAGGUCCAGGGGAGAUCACAGCAGCCAUCAGGAUGGCAGUUUACAGGAGCAAGAUGUGCAUCCUCCUGCACGUGCAGAAAUACUCCUUCAUCUCCACUUCCUUUAGCCUGACACUUUCAGGGAGGCUGGGAGACAGCAGCAUCAGGAACCCUAAAGCUGCAAGAUCUGAGAUUUUUAAUUUUAAUUAUUUUUUUGUCAGCAUUUGAAAUUCUGACUUUCAGUUAGGAAAUAUGUUGAAGUCAUGGUAUGAAUCAUCCCUACCCUCAAUUUUAGGACCCAUCACAUGGGGAAUGGGAACAGAAAAUUAGUCAUUUUGUUAAUCUGCUUCCAAUAAGAAUUAUUUAGAAAUCCAUAGUGGGGAGGGGUAAGAAUAAAAUGAGUGGCCUUAGGGAGCAGCCAUCAUGUGUCCUGGCACCCACAGCCACCUGCUGGCUUCCCUGGUGUUUUUCUGGGGCAGGGCCUGGCAGCUGCCUGCACUUCUGGUUCAUGAUCAAAGCAACCUCCUGGGGCAAGUACAAAUAGAGGCAGCUGGAAGCCCGCCUUCUGCUGAGAAGGCUCUUCCCCAAGAAAAGUAAUUCUUGCCCCCAAAAAAAGCCCAUUAUUUCUCCUACCUGGCGGUGUAAUGAAGGCACACACUAUUAAUGCAGGGGGUUGGCAGGGAAGCUCAUUAAGAUGGGGGUCUGUUUGCAAGUGGAGCAAUGAGACACCCCCAGCUGUGGUAUUGAGUGAUAAUAAAGCACUGAGUGGGGCACAGCAAAGGUGAAUGGUUUUAGGUUUAUUGCCUGAUGGGGUUUUAUGGUGGUUUGUUUUGUUGUUGUUGUUUUUUUCUUAACUAGGCUGAUGCUAUGAUGGUGGAGUAUUGGGGAUGAGAUGCUGAGUGCAGCCUGUGAGGUCCCUCCCAAGCAGGAACCGAGGGGUUCAGGGAGCAUUGCAGGUCCCCUCAGAUAAGGAUGAGCCUUCAUCCUGUCAGCUCCCUUGUGAGGCCAGGGAUUUGGGGGAAGAGGGCCAGGCUGGUUUUGAGUGGGAGCUGACCUCCCACAGAAGGCAGGGGGAGGGCAGGCAGAGAAGGGAGCAGCCCCCAGCCCUCUCCAAGGGGACAGAUAACAUCCUGCAUCUGGCAACAAGCUGCAGACAGCACCCAAAACUCCCAGAGGUUACAGCAAGGACCGCCUGUACUUGCAAGGAUAUGUGGAAGCAAUAAAAUCCAUUGGAUUUUGGGGUGCUGGAGAAUGUGGUGGGAAUUAAGCUCUGGCUUCUUUUUGGGGGUUUCUCUCACAUGAGGACCAAAGCUGGCUGCCCCUUUCCCAGUUUUUGGCAGCAGUGCCACACGCUGGGCUGCUGGUAAAUGAUUGCCUGGAAGGCCGGCUGAGGUGGGGCUGGAGGUUGGUGCCUGGUUUGAACCCGGACAGGUGCCUGGGACCCGUGUGCCAGCAGCCAUCCUGCUCCCACAGCACUCGGCAGACGCUGGAUUUUGCUGGCAAGGCAGCCUGUCCUGCAAUGACCCAGAGCACCUGAGGCCCGGCAGCCGUGGGGAUGGAGCUGAAGGUCUGGGUGGAUGGGAUCCAAAGGGUCGUGUGUGGAGUCUCGGAGCAAACCACCUGCCAAGAAGUGGUCAUCGCCCUGGCACGGGCCAUUGGUCAGACGGGUCGCUAUGUGCUGGUGCAGAAGCUGCGGGAGAAGGAGCGGCAGCUGCUACCUCUGGAGUGUCCCUUGGAGUCACUGGCCAAGUGUGGGCAGUAUGCCAACGAUGUGCAGUUCAUCCUGCGGCGGACAGGCCCCAGCAUGGCCGAGCGGCCCUCCUCGGAGGGCGCUCCCCAAGCUCCCGAGAGGACGUUCAUCCGGGCCAGCUUGCCCAUCAAGCCCAGGCUCACCAGCAUAGAUGGACCCCGUUCCAGGGAGCCAAAAAAAUCCAUGACCUUCAACCUGGGUCCUACAGGCUCCAGCGACCUGUUCACCGUAGGCCGAUGGAGGCACCAAACGCGGGAUGGGCUAGACUUAGAGGGUGGUGGUGUUGUGCAGCCCUCCAAGGAGGAGCUUUUUAGGAGAGUGCUGCAGCAGCAGGAGCAGCUGCAUUCCUUGGAGGUCCAUGGAGACACCCUAGAAAUGGACCUACGGCUCUGGGAGCGCAGCCGGCUUGCCGGCCAGGAGAAUGAGAUCCUCUAUCUGGAGCAACUGGUGCGGAGGAACGAGACGGAGCUGGGUGAGGAGGAGUUUUGGCAGAGUGAGCUCCGGCUGGAAAAGGAGUGUGAGCGGGAGCGGCAGGAGCGGGUUAGGAGCCUGCGGGCCAGCCUGGAGGAGUACACCCAGAGGAUCUAUGAGCUGAGUGUCCGGACUGAAGCCCUGCAGGAGGAGAUCCAAUGGGAGAUGGCCGAGAGGGCCAAGAGGGGGAAGGAGAUCUCUAUGCCCAGCCCCAUAGAGCUGGAGGACAUGGCCACCAAAAUGAAAAGGGACCUGGAGGCCAAAGUCAAGCAAGGCACCCAGCUGGAGAGCAACCUGGCCAGCGUGGAGAAGGCACUGGAGGAAGCUGAAAAGAACCUGCAGGCCCAGACCCAAGAGCUGGAGGAGUUAAAUAAGGAGCUGAGGCAGUGUAAUUUGCAGCAGUUUAUUCAGCAGACGGGGGCCACGGUGACCGUCCUGCAGGCCAGGUCCGAGGAGGACGCCCAGCCGGAGCCGAGCCCGUGCGAGCUGCCAGCCUACCGGAGAAACGGAGGUUUUUCUCCCACCGCUGGUAUCGACUCACCUCCCCAGGUCAGCACCAAGCAGCUCCUCGGCCAUCCCAGAACCCUGGCGGAGCCCCUGGUGUCCAGCCUGAACCCCGAGGGUGCGUAUGUCCCAGUGGGGCCUUGGGAGCAUGAGCUGGUCUGCAGAGGAUGGGUGGGGAGAGGGGAGAGGCUUUUGCUGCCCAAAAUGGGCUGCAGAGAGCAAGCGUGUGCUGGUGGUGGGAAGCUGGAGCUAUUUAUAGAUGCCAUUAGGAAGCGCAAAGCUCACACUCCGGCAGUCUCUGCGCUGCUGCCAGGGGCUCGCAUGCUGGCAGCUCGGAUCUCUGCCCUGCCAGGAGCUGUGGAGGAUGGUGCUUAUCCCCUCUCCUGCCACUCUGUAUCCCCCAAGGUUAAAACGUUUCUCAGUUAGGAUGGGGAGAACUUGUCUCCUGUCUUUUACAGGAGCUACUUUUGCUCCAUCCUAGUGACCAGUUCAUCCCAAAACCCUUUCUACCUCCCCUGACUCUUUUGUCACCUUGUAUCUGUGUUUUGGGUGUAGCAAAAGAGAGCUGUGGUAGGGACACCUACCUGCUGUGGUGAUGCUGCCUCCACCCUAGCAUCCUACUCCCACCCAUGCCACUUUUUCCUCAGCAAAACCCUACUGCCAUCCUCCCCACAGCCCCAUACACCCACCCCCAUCCUUCAGGACACUGUGGCAACCGCAUUCCCAUCUCCCAGUCCAGGCUUUGUGCUCACGUACAUCCUGUUUUCCGCUCCCCUUCCUGCAAGUGCUCAUCCACCACAGUGGGAUUGCUCAGGUGUUUUUUCUUCUCUUGU
Molecule: messenger RNA, 3677 nt
Organism: Parus major (Great Tit)
Lineage: Eukaryota; Metazoa; Chordata; Aves; Passeriformes; Paridae
Product: ras association domain-containing protein 8-like
Exons: 5
Coding region: 1675-3270 (531 amino acids)
Biological process (GO): signal transduction
Source: RefSeq, a predicted model, not a curated record